AUGGUUUUCUUCUUGUUUAUCACCAGAAAAUCGCUUGAUGAAUGUAUUGUACAUGCCAAAGUACCUCUUCUGGAUAAUCCUGAUGCAAGCUUCUAUUUCUAUGAACAGUAUGCCAUUAGUCAAUUGAAUAAGUUGGAAGAUAGCAUUUGGGAGCGGUGGACAAGGAAAAAGCAUCAUGAUAAGUCAAUCAGGAGGUCCAUAGAUGGGAACUCCAGAACUUCCCCUCAAAAGGACACGUUUGAUGGAAGUAGACAAGACAUCAAUGCAGCUAUUGAUCAAAUUUGUGAGUUCACAGGAACUAAGAUCAUUUUCUGGGACUUGAGGGAGCCAUUCAUUGACAACCUAUAUAAGCCCAGUGUUUCUCAGUCUAGGUUGGAAGCAAUGAUUGAUCCACUUGAUACGGUACUUAAUCAACUGUGUGAUAUAAUUGUGGAGCCGCUUAGGGAUCGCAUUGUCACGGGCCUCCUUCAAGCAUCACUUGAUGGCUUGCUCCGGGUUAUACUGGAUGGAGGCCCAUCACGUGUUUUUUCCAUUGGUGAUGCUAAGCUACUUGAAGAAGAUUUAGAGGUCUUAAAGGAAUUCUUUAUUUCUGGAGGGGAUGGGCUUCCUCGUGGAGUAGUUGAAAAUCAAGUAGCACGUGUUCGACUGGUGAUAAAGUUGCAUGGCUACGAGACGCGGGAAUUGAUUGAGGACUUGAAAUCUGCUAGUGGAUUAGAAAUGCAGGGAAGCAAAAGCAAACUGGGUGCUGACACCAAGACCCUACUGAGAAUAUUAUGUCACAGGAGUGAUUCAGAGGCUUCUCAGUUCCUGAAGAAACAAUACAAGAUACCCAAGUCCGUUGCUUGA
This is a messenger RNA of Ilex paraguariensis (yerba mate), 846 nucleotides long. NCBI's taxonomy places the organism in Eukaryota, Viridiplantae, Streptophyta, Magnoliopsida, Aquifoliales, Aquifoliaceae. The record is from the annotation of a GenBank genome assembly.